AAAGGGAAAUAAUUCAAGUUGUAUAAGGUUUCACAAAAAAUUUAUUCAACAUCUCAAUAACGGCGGUCUUUGCAGAUGUCGUCUUUUUGGAAUAAACAAAAUAUCAUUUGUUUUGUUUACACCGGCUUUUGGCCAGGGAAAAACCUUAUUUGUUUACAUUUGGGGUCUCUCUCAAAAUCUCUCGCACGCCGCCUCCUCCAGCUGGGCCUUUUGUCAGCUGUUCAUUUAUUGACAGCUUUCAACGAAACUUGGAAAUUGGAAAACGUCAAAAUAUUGCAAAGUUAAGAUGGCUACAAAUUAGUUGUGUGCAGUGACAAAACAAUGAAAUGAAAUAAAAAUCAAAAAAUUAAAUCAAUUUGCAAAAAUCAAUCAAUUAUAUUGAAAAAUAAAGUGUUAAAUAAUUAACAGAUUGAUUCUAUAGAAGAUAAAAAGAAUACAAAUUUAACAUUCCAACUCAGCAGCAAUUGAAGUGAAGUGUGUGUGUGUGUGUGGUUCUCAAGAACCUAGACAAAUUUUUAGGAAACAUGGACAAUUUGGAUAUUGGCGAGCAGCAGACUGAUGAGAAGAUUGAAAAGAAAAAAAAAGGAAAAACAAAAAAAAAACAGUUCCCAACCAUAAAGCACAACAAUUAGCGACAACAAUAAAAACGGCGAUAAAAGCCAACACAACAGCAAAAUCGCCAACGAAAACGAACCAAAAUCCUCAUCGUCAUCAUCAACAUCAACUUCGAUAAUUAAUUGUCAAACGUGUGAAUAUUUUACAAAUUUAUGCGAAUAUUUAAUGUUAUGGAAUUUCCAAUGGACACAAAAGAAAAUAAAAGGUUUAAAUGCAAACCAAAAUGAAAAUCUAAACACCAAUGCCACCUUGGGUAGUCCAAUUUCAACUAAUGCUCCUGCAUCGCCUACAACAGCCAAUAGCCCCACUGCGGGUAUAGGAGUAGUCGGUGUAGGAUUAGGUAUAGGUUUUGAGGAUACCCAGUCCAUAGGUACGACCACCACCGUUUUGACCACGGAUAAUAAUGAAGUGUGCACAACACCCCCACAGCGGCACUCUAUAAAUUCGAAUGAUUAUCAACAAACCUCAACACCAAAAUCAACACGAAGCUCCGUUGGCGGUGGUGGCACAACAACUGGGGUUGGCUCCACAUCGCCUGUUAACAGCGCCUUGGGCGAUAGUGUCAAUAACAAUGCCAAUGUUAUGACAAACGAGGAGAGUCCUUUGGCCCAACAAAAUCUCAACAUUUUAGAGGGUGGCAGCAGUGGCAGUAGCCUUCCAGAGUCACAGUUAAUUUCAGCAGGAGCUGCAGCAAAUGUUGGUGCUAGCCUCGACAGUGUGCCAGGCCAUGCUGUUUCAUCAAAUACCUGCAGCGUUGGCCCUUCUUCCCAUGCGAUUGUACCUCCCAUGCCGCCUCCACAAAAUCAGCAAAUACUCAAUAAUUAUGCUACGCUAUCGGGCAAUGCCCCGAAUGGAUCUAAUCGCAACUAUGGCUCCCUUUUGAUUCCACAAAGACAAUCCCUAUUGCCUUGGGGUACUCAUUCCAGAUCAUCCAUUAUAAAUAUUAUGCCCUACACCACGGCGGCGGUCACAGUUUCAUCGGCCAAUGCUGCCGCUGCCAGCCAAAUGGACCAGAAUGCUGAGACUUCUUUGCGGCCGGGGGAAAUUGUCAUGCGCAAUCUCUUUUCCGAUUUCACACUGCAGGCCGAGAAGAAAAUCGAAUUGGUCAUGUUGGAAAGUGCGGACAAGCCGCUUUCGAAACUUCUGCAACGCGGCGAGGAUCAACAAUUUGAUCAAUUGCUCUCAGCCCUGGGCAAUGUGGCCGAACAUUGCCUGCCCUCGUUGCUUCAUACGCUACUGGCAUGGCACCGGCGUCAACUCUCCGAUGCCGAAAUUAAAAAUGAUCUCAAGCGCAUGGAAAAGAGUGCUCAUCUCACCAAAGCUUUGAACUCUCAAGAGAUGGAUUUUCAAUUGCAACGUCGAGAGGCCGCUGUGGAAUUUAUUUUCUGCCUAGCCCUCAUUGAAAUUCUGAAACAGUUACCCUUUCAUCCGGGCCAUGAGGAUUUGGUGCGUAGCAUAGAGAAUCUGGCCUUUAAGCAUUUCAAAUACAAGGAAGGUCUCCAGAAUAAUCCCAAUGCCCACAACAUCCAUAUGAUAGCCGAUUUGUAUGCCGAGGUGAUUGGUGUUCUGGCUCAAUCUCGUUUCAGUUCGGUGCGCAAACGUUUCAUGUCCGAACUGAAAGAGUUGAGAACCAAGGAGCCUUCGCCCCACACCACCCAAAGUAUUAUUAGCCUCUUGAUGGGCAUGAAGUUCUUUAGGGUUAAGAUGGUGCCAAUUGAGGAAUUUGAAGCCUCUUUUCAAUUUAUGCAUGAAUGUGGCCAGUAUUUUUUGGAACUCAAAGACAAGGACAUCAAACACGCUUUGGCCGGACUAUUUGUGGAGAUUUUAGUGCCUGUGGCAGCGGCUGUAAAAAAUGAAGUCAAUGUACCCUGCGUCAAGAAUUUCGUUGAGCUGCUUUAUAUGCAAACAUUGGAUGCCUCCACCAAAUCUAAACAUCGGCUGGCACUCUUUCCAUUGGUCACCUGUUUGCUGUGCGUAUCCCAAAAGACUUUCUUCCUAUCCAAUUGGCAUUACUUUUUGGCCAUGUGCCUGAGCAAUUUGAAGAAUCGUGAUGCCAAAAUGAGUCGUGUCGCCUUGGAGUCUUUAUAUCGCCUGCUAUGGGUCUACAUGAUACGCAUCAAAUGUGAAUCGAAUUCGGCCACACAUUCACGUCUACAAAGUAUUGUGAAUUCAUUGUUUCCAAAAGGCUCAAAGGGUGUAGUGCCGCGAGAUACCCCGCUGAAUAUUUUUGUUAAGAUCAUACAAUUUAUUGCUCAGGAACGUUUGGAUUUUGCUAUGCGAGAGAUUGUGUAUGACCUGCUGUGCGUUGGAAGGCCAAUUAAGCUCAUUCUCAAUCCCGAGCGCAUGAGCAUUGGCCUGCGAGCUUUCCUAGUUGUGGCCGAUUCGUUACAGCAGAAGGACGGUGAACCUCCCAUGCCUCGCACUGUGCCCGUUUUGCCAUCGGGCAAUACGUUGCGCGUCAAGAAGACCUACCUCAAUAAAAUGUUGACCGAUGACACGGCACGCAGCAUUGGCAUGUCCACAUACUUUCCUCAUGUACGUCGCGUCUUUGUCGAUAUACUACGAGCCCUGGACGUACAUUAUGGCCGCCCUCUAAUGAUGACCAAUACACAGAAUCAAAAUAAAGAACCCGACGAAAUGCUAUCGGGUGAGCGAAAACCUCGCAUUGAUCUCUUUCGAACAUGCGUGGCUGCAGUGCCACGUCUCAUACCCGAUACAAUGACCUCGCAGGAACUGGUCGAUUUACUGUCGCGCCUCACCGUCCACAUGGAUGAAGAAUUGCGCAUGCUAACGCAUCAGUCUUUGCAGACACUGGUCAUUGAUUUUCCGGAUUGGCGUCAGGAUGUCGUGCACGGUUACACUCAGUUUCUGGUGCGCGAUGUCACCGACACCUAUCCGCAACUGUUGGAGAAUUGUACGCGCAUGCUAUUCGUGUUCCUGAAUAUAUGGCGUUGUGCCAUCACCGUCAAUGGUGGCAUUGGCGGCAAUAACAAUCUCAAAACACCCACCAGCACCUCCAAUGUGAAUGCGGCAAAUACCGGCGUCGUUGGUCAAAGUGUUGCCGUUGGUGUGGGCGUUAAUGCGGCGACAGCAGUAGGUGGUGGCAUUGGUGGUGCCGGUGCAGUUGUGGGCAAAGAUACCGCCACCAGUCAAUUGUCGAGUGCCAGCAAUAUCAAGAACAUGAAUACCAACUCAAGUGCAACCUCCAGUAUUACCUCGAGUGGCAUGUCAAGCAUAACACAAGCCACCGUCAUUAAUCUGGCCGAGACAGGCAAAAAAAACGAAAUUCCCUUGUCCACCACUCUGCAUUUUGUGGAAGGCUAUGCCUUGGUUUUACUAUGCAAUUAUCGUCCAUAUUUGCGUAAAUUGGCAGCUAUGAUCCUGAAGGAGGUGAAAAAUCUUAUGAAAGCAUUGGGUUUACCUGAAACGGAGCCACCCCUUUUGGAUGUCAUUGACAAGUGCUGCCCACAGGUUUUGGAAAAAUGCCUACCGCAUCUACCUCAGACUGAAAAGACUGCCAUUCUAAAUGCCACACAAAUUGAUUUACAAUGGAUAGUGGAGCGUUCGAGUGGAGUAUGGCUUGGUGGUCUUAAUGAUGAUAAUUCCAAAUCAUCAACGUCCACGCUGAAUUUGUCACAAUCGAGUGCUGGAGCCAUUGGCGGUACACCACAAGCGCAAUUUGAUCCAUGGUCAGUGUGUUUAUUUGGCUUCCUGGAGAGAGACCGCAUAUUGCAAAAAUGCCCCUCCGUGGUGGCGCAAGCCUGGCCCAUAUGCUAUGCCCGUGUAACAACAUUGUAUAGCGUCAUUGAUCCUACCCCUGUAAGUGACAAUCGCGCCUCCUUGUUGCGUUCAUCGGCACCCACCAAACGUGUACCCACCGAAAGUCAAAAGGAUCUCUAUUUGCGUAUUUGGCGCAAUCAAGUUGCCAUGGCCAUGCGUUUGGUGCCUCAAAUAUUGAGUGUGGCCAUACGCUGUGCCUCGCCCGAUCUAAGUUUAAGUUUACAAGACCAAUCGGAUUCACGUUCACUCUCCGAUUCGUUGGACAAUAUACCCUCGAAUGUCUUUGGACCGGAAGGAAUCGUAACACGGUUCACCCUGCCGUUAUCGUAUGGUCGUAAAGAGGCGCGACAAAAACGUCUGGGUUCUUCGCCUGACUCACUGAAUGCUGACCGCAGCGAUAAAUCAGCUUUGGGAACAGCGUCACCACAGGCCCUGUACAAGUUGGUGGUGCCUCUAUUACGUUGUGAGGUGCCAGAUGUUCGUGAUGCUGCAGUAAAUGCUUUGGGAUUGAUAAAUCAUGAUGCCCUCAAAGAUUUGAUGGAGGAACUAGUUGUUUACAUUCGAGAAGCUGUCGAUAGAAAACAAGAAAAUAUGCGCCGUCGUCGCAGACGUGAUGCUUUGCGUUUGCAAUUGGUUCGAGUUCUGGAGAAAAUAGCAGAAAACGGCACCUUUGGGGUUAGCACUUGUGUAUUGGAACGUGACACCAUGUCUUUACAUCCGACUUUUGUGGAGUACAUUGAUGGAGCUAUGCAGUAUCUGUUGGCUGAAACGGACAAAGACAAUAUCAGUAUACGUGAAGUCAAGGCCCACUUUUGCAAUUUCAUAAGGAAAAUGAUCAAAAACUUUUCAUUGGAUUCGUGUGCCACAUUGUUGACGCGUGAUUUAAAAAGGAAUCUUUUCAAUUUAUUUGCCACUUGGUGUGGCAGCUUCUCAAAGCCAUUGGGCAUUGCCUCACAGAUUGGUCAGACGCAGGAGGAGGAAAAGUUGCAGUUCAGCGCUUUGCAGGCGAUGUCAGCCCUCUUGUGUUGCGGUCAUGUCUUUUACACACCCUAUUUGUCCGAUGAUGGCAUUAUUUACAAAUGGCUCGACAUGCUCUUGGCCUCAAAGGAUGAAAAGAUUUAUCAACUGGCACGGGAUACAGUGGUCUUGCUGUUGGAAUCUAACCCUGAUAUGGGUCAAUUAUUAGAGUGGGUCAUAGACCGUUGUUACACAUCAUCCCCCAGAGAGGCGGAUGCAUGUUUCCUAGCUUUGGCGGCAAUAUUCAGUGCAAGAGAAUAUCCCUGCGACCAUUACACUUCUGUCAUUACAGUCACUCUACUGAUGACAGGAUGUCCACGCGUUGAAGUACAUUCGACGGCUUUGUUGCUGUUGCAGAUUCUCGACAAACGCUUCUUUGGCAGUGUUGGUCCACUGCAUGCAGAAAAUGAAAAAGAAGAUGACAAAGUUGGAACCUUGGACGUUUUGCUAAGCAGUGCAUAUUGUCGUUCGCAACGUUUCCUUUCUAAGCAACUGGCACAGCUGCGGCCAGAAUUAACCAUGUCAAUGUUUUCCGAAAUCACACAUCGUUUUCAAACGGCUCGAGAGGAUGUACGAACUUCGUUGUUGCAAUGUCUACAGCCAUGGCUGCAUAACAUGGAACUGGUGGCGACCACAGUGCCUCCAGCUACACCAUUGUCUUACAUUAUGUAUUUUCCCGACUCUGGCACCAGAGGACGCAGAGAGGGUACGGGUUCAACAGAGGCUACUGAAAUGAUACUCAACAAUCUAUUCUAUAUAACGGCCAAGUUUUCCGACACCCACCCACGUGACAUUGAAGAGCUGUGGGGCACUUUGUGUCAAUUUUGGCCAAACAAUUUAAAGGUGAUACUACGCUAUUUGGUUAUAAUGAGCGGAAUGGCACCCAAUGAGCUCUUGCCCUAUGCGAAACGUGUUGCUCUUUAUUUGGCCCGCACCUGUCCAGACCGUUUGCUGGACGAGUUGAUGGCGGAACUGCAAACUGUGGAAACGCUUAAUUGCUUAAUUGAGCGCACGGAAACACCACCCUUUUACCGUUUGACCAGCAUGCGGAAGGCAUCCAGCCAUUCAGCUGAUGGACAAGCAGUUGGUGGAAUCAACGAUUCACGCAUUCAAGAUUUGACUGUGGAAAAAGGUACAAUUCAUACUAAGCGCCAUAGCGGAGAAGACCCUAUAAAAACCGGGACUUGUAAAUCAGACAGUGGCAUUCGAGCAUUCACUCAGGCCACCAAUAAUCGACCCCCACGCGGUGCAGAUAAAAUACGUGCAGCUUCUGGACCAUCCAUAUUGCCAAGGCCGGAAGAUAUUCUCAUUAAUGAUCCUGAGUUGCGUCAAGAGGAAAACGUGGAAUUACGUUCAUCGGAAACGUCACAUACAGCACCGGUGGCAGCUCCUCACCCACUACCCAUGCCCGAGUAUGGUGGAUAUUUUGCACCACUCACAGAAUUUUUGCCCGAUGUCAGUUUGCCCAUAAGCGGCUUUCAUCGCUGCAACGUUGCUGUCAUGCUGCUAACCGAUAUUGUUGUCGAUGGAAUUCCCGGUAUCGAUUGGACUCUACAUCUGCCAUUGAUGUUGCAUAUUCUAUUCCUGGGCUUAGAUCAUAACCGCGUAAUUGUACGGGAACAUUGCAAGCAAUUGUGUAUGAACUUAUUGAUUGUCUUGGCUGAGCACAAUGACCACUUGACGGUGGCCAGAAUACUUUUGAACAGUGAGACUACAAAACUUGAUUUAGGUUUGACGGUGCCAUCGUUGCCUGUGAUUGAUAAUUACUUUACGGAAUCUCAUCAGGAAUUCGAUAGUUAUCUCUACAAUAAUUGCUACAUUGUAACAACAACAUCAGCUGAGAUGAAGCAGUCCUCAUUGCCCACAACAACAUCCACGUCGACUUCCUUGUACACCAUGCAACCGUAUCAGGUAUCGACAUAUGUACACCAUCAACCCCAAUUUACUGCAACAUCCGCUAAUUUGCAGCCACAGGAUUUGCAUACAAAUUUGCAACAGCCACCACCGAUUAACCAAACAUCGCCACCCAUGCAUGCCGCAUCGGGCCAACAACAGCAGCCAUCUACAGCGGGCACAUCAUCUACACCAUCAAACUCAGCAAUGACGCAGCAUCAGCCACACACUACACAGCAGCAGCAACAAACAAUGGUGCAAAUUAAUCCUAAUACCACCGAAAACUCUGAAGUUCCUUUAAUAAUUACCGCUGACGAAAAUGCCCCACCCCAGCCCGGACCAUCCAUGCCCAUAGUGCAUGUAAUCAAAAGCCUGUUGAAAUUUCUGGCUCAGGAAUCGAGUCAGCCAUUGUGGAAUUAUGAGGAUAUAACGGCAAAAGUUUGGUCCAUUAAAUCCGCCGAGCAGUUGAGUUGCUUCCUUCGCCAUAUUGUUAAGGUGUUUUCGGAUAGCUAUCUGCAGGCUCGCAUUGCCGAGCGCUGGGCCCAGACGGCCCUGCAACUAGGCCUCUCUUGUUCAUCGCGCCAUUAUGCUGGUCGUUGCCUGCAAAUCUUUCGAGCUCUAAAUGUGCCCAUCAACUCACGCAUGUUGUCUGACAUAUUAUCACGUCUGGUAGAAACGGUUGCAGAACAAGGCGAAGACAUGCAAGGUUAUGUUACCGAACUUUUGCUUACCCUUGAGGCAGCAGUCGACAGUUUGGAUUCGGACUUUAGACCCUUGGAUGUUAUGAAGGACAUAUUCAAAAGUACACCAAAUUUGAAUAACAAAGAUGGAGGUCCCAAUUCCAUACUGCCUGGUGGUAAGAAAUCACCCUCAGGCAUGACACCUCAAUCACCAAAUUUCUCGGUACAAAGUCAUGCUCGCAGCACCAGCUAUUCGGUUUCAUAUUGUGCACGAAAAUCGACAAAUUCACCUUGCGAUAAACAAGUGGAACUGCGUAAUCGAAACACUGGCAUAGAUAUGGAGCGUAAUAUGGCAAAAUUUGGCAUAGUCAGUGGUUCGGCAUUGUCGCGCUCUCGUAGCGCCCAGAGUCUGAAAAUGCUGGGCGACACAGCUACACAGGAUGAUAAAAUGACAAUAUUGGCCCAAUUGUUUUGGCUGUCGGUGUCCUUGCUUGAGAGUGACUAUGAGCAUGAAUUCUUGCUGGCCCUGAGACUGUUAACAAGGGUAUUGCAUCGAUUGCCCUUGGAUCGCCCCGAUGCAAGAGAUAAAGUGGAAAAAUUGCAGCAACAACUGAAGUGGACUGGCUAUCCGGGAGUGCAUGCUUUGCUGUUAAAGGGUUGCACUCACACAGCCACAUAUGAACCCACCAUAACAUUGCUAUCGCAAUUUGCCCCUUUGCUCAAUUUGCCUGUUUGUGAUCCUACACAAAGCUGUGCAUUCCCCAUGAAUGUCAUCGCAUUGCUACCCUAUAUGCUGCAACAUUAUGAAGAUGCCAACGAAAUUUGUAUACGUAGUGCUGAAAAUAUUGCCCAAGUUUCCUCGGAAUUGGGGGCCAAAUUGGAAAAUCUUGGCACAGUCAUGACUCUCUACAGUCGCAAGACAUUCUGCAAGGAAUCAUUCCAAUGGACCAAAUGUGUGGUCAAAUAUUUACACGACACUUACGCCCACAUGGGGUUGCAUAUGUUGGCCUUUCUCAUUGAGGUAUUGGAAAAGGGACCACAACAAAUACAAGUGCCAGUGUUGAAUGUCAUCCAUUGCAUGCUACACUAUGUGGAUCUGUCAGCUCCACAGGCCCAGACAAUCAACUCGGAUUUAUUGAGGGCGAUAGGAAAAUAUUUGGAGACUGCCAAUUGGAAAGACUCGCUGAAAAUUCUCAAAUUGAUAGUCACCCGCAGCUCCUCGUUACAAGUGGUGCCACCCAGUGAAGGUGGCAGCGUUGGGUUUUCGUUCUCUUUCUAUGGAACAUAUCCGGAUUCGGAUAUGUUUUGUAAAAAGGAACUUGCCGGACGCACCAUGGAGUUCACUUUCGACGUCUCACAAACUCCACUCAUUGGACGUCGCAUUUUAUUGAAGACUGAUGACAAUGCCGGUGGUGCUAGUGGUGGUUGUGGCACUUCGGGACUGACUGGCAGCAACAAUGCCAAUUCAUCUUCGUCGGCCAAUACCAGCUCUGCCAAUAAUAUGGCAACUCAAAAUCAAAUGAAAUCGAAUGUUGGCUAUAACAACAGCAACCUGCCCCAACAAUCGUCAAUGCAUAGUAACAGCAAUGUGGGCACCCCCAAUUCGCCAAGACGCAGCGCUAGUUUAUCGCCCGCCGAUACGGCUCCCCUAAGUGGCUGGAAACGACCCUGGAUGUGCCAGAGUAGAGUCAGAGAAUGUUUGGUCAAUCUUCUAACCACUUGUGGCCAGCGUGUGGGCUUACCCAAAUCACCUUCGUCUUUAAGCCCUACGCUUCUAACUGGAUCUAUAAUCACCAGGCAAAGCGUUAUAUUCAGCCAGUCUUCGGAUCUCAUGGAACGUCAGUCAUCGGCUGCCUCUUCCACCGAAGAAACUUCUGGGCCUCAGGGUGAUUUAAGCAGUGGAUCUCGUCGUGAUGAUGGCCAGCCCGAUUUUACGGUUUUCAAAGACUUUGAUUUCUUGGAGUAUGAGGACAGCAUUGCCGGUGAAUCGACGGACAACUUCAAUUGGGGCGUCAGACGCCAUCAACUGUUUGAAGGUGAUGAGGACAUGCUUAACUGUGGUGUCGGUGGCAUGGGCGGCGGUACUGGCUCCAUUAAAGGUGGCCACUCUUCGGCUUUGGAGGACAGCUUCAGUGAUAAGACACCUAUUUUGAGUAAGCGACGUCGACAAACAGCCGAUGACUCCUCGGAUGAAGAAGCCGAAUCGGAAUCACCCAUUGAUGAGGAUCAUCGUCAAUCCUUCAAAUCAGGCUACAAUGUGGGACCGCCCACCUCUUUAACUUUGAGGGAACGAAGGCGUCGCAAUUCUGUAUCACGUAGCGACACCAGUGGUUCCAGUGCCGGUGAUUUAGGAGACAUAACUCCUUGUAAUGCUUCACCCCAUCUGCCGGGUAUCAUACGUUUUGGAGCCGCUGUACGCGACGAGGCCGAAGAGAAUUGGCGCAAGCAGUUGCAAGCCAUGCUUAUCAAUCAGCCUUCGGCCCACACCUCUGAGUUACUCAUGCAAUUGUAUCGCCUAAUCAAGGAGUUGACCUUUAAAACCAUCAGCAUAUCCAAGGAGGCUAAGAAAUUUUUCACUGGCAUUGGUUCGCAAUUGGGCAACCGUAUAUCUCUGUUCACCGACUUGCUUAGUUCACGUGCAGACCCACCCCGAGUAUGGUGUAGUGAACAUCAGACCACUACACCACGAUUGUUUGAAACACUACGAUUCAAUGUGUUGGAGGUGCAGGAACAUUUGGAAACAUUCUUUGAUCGCAAAGAUCAAGUUUUGGAGUGUUUGGACUCUGUAAAAACUUCUUGCAAAUUAUCACUGUUCAGUGAAAAUGACGUAGCCGCUUCGGGCCUGGAUUUAGCCUCAAACUCAACUAUACCCUAUAUGCCCUUUGAUCCAGCCUCCACAGAAGUGGUAUUGGAUUUGGGUCGUGCUCUCUACAAAUUGAUGUUCCAGUUGUUGCUGUUAAUCGAAUCAAAUCAUAAAAUUAGUUCAAAUGUGGUCAAUCACUUUAGACAAAAUGAAAAUGUACAUGACAUAUCGGACCUCUAUGCUUUGGUUAGAGACGCUUUGGUGCGUAGCGUCAGCGAAACUGAUUUGGAGACCUUGGAGACUUCCACCUCAACUGAGGGUGAACACACACCCACACCAUCGCCUGGUAUACCCAUGACAAGCGAGGAGUUUGAAACAACGCUCCACGAACUGAUCAAUGCUCAAAAAUGGUCUUCUGCCAUAACACAUGUACGCCAAUACAAGCGUAUUUCGCAAAUGACAGGGUCAAAUUUGAAUUUGACCAUCUUCAGUUAUACCAAUUUGGACAAUCGUCUGAAAUAUGAUGAGAUGUCAAUCAUAUUGAAUGCCUAUGCACAAAGUAUUAUGAAGGAUAGACAAGAAGCAUUUAUCGUCUCAAAAUCGGACUCAGAACACUUUGAGGUCUACGCCAUUUUAUCGGAGAAUUUAUAUCAUGUCUCCAGUGCUUUGAAUACCAUGGAAAUCAACAUGAAAAGUUAUUCGCAAUCACAUGGUUCCAGCUCCUCUCAGGCCUUCCGUAGUGGCGUUGGUGAAUCAAGUGAUGUAGUAACAAAUCUCUAAACAACUCUAAUUUAAGGUAACUUUGUAAUUUUUUAAGAAGUUUAACAAAACUAAAAGGAAAGAAAAACUAAUUUCAAAGUAAAUUUUAAUUUUUGAUCAAAAAUACAAACCCAUUCGCUGCAAGUAUUUCUAGACAUCCAGCGGACAGAAAAAAAACUUCUCUCUCAUUUACGCGAUAAGUUUAGCAAAAUUGAUUGAAUCAUCUAUAAACCUAAGUUUAUGUAAAAUUUUAAAAAUUAAUUACUUAGAAGAGGAGACAAAUGAAUUAAUUCAAAAAUAAUUUAUUUAAGACAUUUUUCAAAAGAACACAUAAUGUUUAGCACACAUUUCCAUUAAUCAUCUUCUAUUCAUAUAUAAACUUUAAACAUAUUAGAUGUUGUAUAGUAUCUUAUAUGUCUUACAUACAGCGUAAAUACGGCACACACACACACACACACACACCAUAAUACAUACUUACCUUCGAGUGUAUUUCGUAAAAAUUUCAUAUUAGGCUAUUUUAUAAGUGACAUACCACACAUAUUCAAACGAACACAAAAACACAUGUAAAAUGCUUAUGCGAAUAAAAUUCAUUAAAACAAA
Molecule: messenger RNA, 12147 nt
Organism: Stomoxys calcitrans (stable fly)
Lineage: Eukaryota; Metazoa; Arthropoda; Insecta; Diptera; Muscidae
Gene: fry
Product: protein furry
Exons: 37
Coding region: 781-11568 (3595 amino acids)
Biological process (GO): neuron projection development; cell morphogenesis
Cellular component (GO): site of polarized growth; cell cortex
Source: RefSeq, a predicted model, not a curated record